UUACAAUCAGCAUUUUUGUGCUGGAUACCAUCCGUGCAUCUUUCUAGAGCUCAGGAAAUGAGGGGAUAAAGCCGUGCGGAGGGCUGGGAGGCUGCGCAGAAGCCCAUAGGUCUGUGCUCGCUGCUCCAAGCCACAGACUUAGGAAGAUGAGGCUCGCCGUCCGCGCCCUGCUGGCCUGCGCGGUCCUGGGGCUGUGUCUGGCUGUCUCCCCUGAAAAAACUGUGAGAUGGUGCACUGUCUCAAAUCAUGAAGCCAGUAAGUGCUCCAGUUUCAGCGAAAAUAUGAAAACGGUCCUUGAGACUGGUCCCUUUGUCAGCUGUGUGAAGAAAACCUCCUACCUUGAGUGCAUCAGGGCCAUUUCGACAAAUGAAGCAGAUGCUGUGACAUUGGAUGCAGGUUUGGUGUUCGAGGCGGGCCUCCACCCCUACAACCUAAAGCCUGUAGUGGCAGAGUUCUAUGAGUCACAAGAUGAUAAAAAAACCCACUAUUAUGCUGUGGCUGUGGUGAAAAAGACCAGUGACUUCAAUCUGGACCAGCUCCAAGGCAAGAAAUCCUGCCACACAGGCCUUGGCAGGUCUGCUGGGUGGAACAUCCCCAUGGGCUUACUUUAUUGGAAGUUGCCUGAGCCACGUGACUCUCUUCUGAGGGCAGCGUCCAAUUUCUUCAUGGGCAGCUGUGUUCCCUGUGUGGAUCGGACAACCUUCCCCCAACUGUGUCAACUGUGUGUGGGAAAAGACACAGAAAAGUGUGCCUGCUCCAACCAUGAACCAUACUUCGGCUACUCAGGUGCCUUCAAGUGUCUGAUGGAUGACGCUGGGCAAGUGGCCUUUGUCAAGCACUCCACAGUACUGGAGAACCUGCCAAACAAAGCUGACAGGGACCAGUAUGAGCUGCUCUGCCUGGACAACUCCCGGAAGUCAGUGGAUAGAUAUGAGGACUGCUACCUGGCCAGGGUUCCUUCCCACGCUGUUGUGGCCCGAAGUGUGGGGGGCAAGGAGGACUUGAUCUGGGAGCUUCUCAACCAGGCCCAGGAACAUUAUGGCAAAGACAAAUCUACAGCCUUCCAGCUCUUCAGCUCAACUUUGGGGAAGGACCUGCUGUUUAAGGACUCUGCCCAAGGGCUUUUAAGGAUUCCCCCUAAAAUGGACACCUGGCUGUACCUGGGAUAUGAGUAUGUCACUGCUCUUCGGAAUCUAAGGGAAGAUAUGCGCUCUGAUACCUCAAAGGAUGAAUGCAAGAAGGUGAAAUGGUGUGCAAUAAGUCACCAUGAGAAGGCCAAGUGUGACACGUGGAGUGUAAACAGCGUAGGGAAAAUAGAGUGUGAAACAGCCGAGUCCACCGAAGACUGUAUUGCCAUGAUCGCGAAAGGAGAGGCUGAUGCCAUGAGCUUGGAUGGAGGCUUCAUCUACAUAGCAGGCCAGUGUGGUCUAGUGCCUGUCCUGGCAGAGAACUACAAAACUGAAGGCCCUGAGUGUAGCAACAAGCCAGAGAAAGGGUAUCUUGCUGUGGCUGUGGUUAAAAAAUCAGCAGAUGAAUCCCUCACCUGGAACAAUCUGAAAGGCAGGAAGUCCUGCCACACUGCAGUAGAUAGAACUGCUGGCUGGAACAUCCCCAUGGGCCUGCUCUACAACAGGAUCAAUAGCUGUGAAUUCGAUAAAAUUUUCGAACAGAGCUGUGCCCCUGGAUCUAUGCGAAAUUCCAGUCUCUGUGCUCUGUGUGUUGGCUCGGCAAAAACUCCAGGAAAGGAGUGUUUUCCCAAUAGCCAUGAGAGAUACUAUGGUUACACGGGAGCUUUCAGGUGUCUGGUUGAGAAGGGAGACGUGGCCUUUGUGAAAGACCAGACUGUCAUGGAGAACACUGGGGGAAAUAACAGUGAAGAUUGGGCUAAGGAUCUGAAGAUGGAAGACUUUAUGCUGCUGUGUCCUGAUGGCAGCAGGAAGGCUGUGACAGAGGCUGAAAAAUGCUUCCUAGCCCAUGCCCCGAAUCACGCUGUGGUCUCACGGAAAGAUAUGGCAGCUUGUGUUAGCAAAACAUUACUUGAGCAGCAGGAGUUGUUUGGAAAAACUGAAAAUGACUGCUCGAGCCAGUUCUGUAUGUUCCACUCAGACACCAAGGACCUUCUGUUCAAGGAUGACACAAAAUGUUUGGCCAAACUUCCGGAAGGCACAACAUAUAAAUCUUACUUAGGACCAGAGUAUAUCACAGCUGUUGCUAACCUGAGACAGUGCUCCACCUCAAAACUCCUGGAGGCCUGUACUUUCCACAAAGACUUUCGCGAUCCCGGUCCCGAAAGGAGGAAAUACAACUUAGGAACUACCACUCCCGUGAUGCUCCGCUCCGGCCGCCUGCGCAGAGCCCAGGGCCACGUUGCUUUCGCGGCGCUGGAGACACGCAUCUCAGACAUGGCUUCCGCGGAGUCGCGGCGGAUGGGGAAUGGCGGCAGUGUCGGGGGCGCCUUCCAACCCUACUUAGACUCCUUGCGGCAGGAGCUACAGCAGAGGGACCCGACGCUGCUGUCAAUCGUGGUGGCGCUUCUCGCAGUGCUGCUGACGCUGGUGUUCUGGAAGUUCAUUCGGAGCAGGAGGAGCAGUCAAAGAGCUGUUCUUCUUGUUGGCCUGUGUGACUCUGGGAAAACAUUGCUCUUUGUCAGAUUGUUAACUGGCCUUUAUAGAGACACUCAGACAUCGAUCACUGACAGCUCUGCUCUGUACAAAGUCAACAAUACCAGGGGUGCUAGCCUGACCUUGAUUGAUCUCCCUGGCCAUGAGAGCUUGAGACUUCAAUUCUUAGAGCGUUUUAAGGCUUCAGCCAGGGCUGUUGUGUUUGUUGUGGAUAGUGCAGCCUUCCAACGAGAGGUGAAAGAUGUGGCAGAGUUUCUCUAUCAAGUUCUCAUUGACAGUAUGAGUUUGAAGAACACACCGUCAUUCUUAAUCGCCUGCAAUAAGCAAGACAUUACAAUGGCAAAAUCUGCAAAAUUAAUUCAGCAGCAGCUUGAGAAAGAACUCAACACUUUACGAGUCACCCGUUCUGCUGCCCCCAGCACACUGGACAGUUCCAGCACUGCCCCUGUUCAGCUGGGAAAGAAAGGCAAAGAAUUUGAGUUCUCACAGUUGCCCCUCAAAGUGGAGUUCCUGGAGUGCAGUGCCAAGGGCGGAAGAGGGGACGCUGGCUCUGCUGACAUCCGGGACCUGGAGAAAUGGCUGGCUAAAAUCGCCUGAGGGGCAGAGCUAAAGUGCAGGACAGUUGAACUUGUAUGUGUGUGGAAAAGGGUGUGGUAGCCUUGAGUUGAUAAAGAAGGGGUACAGAAUGUAAUAAGAAACAUUUUCUUGUUCUGGAAACAAAUUACUGUCGAAAGUAACUUGGAAUUUUUGUUUUUAAGUUUAGUUUUCCCUCAUUGCUUUCUUUUAUUUGUGUGCUUCCCUUUGUUAAGGUGUUGUCCCUUUAACAUAAGCUUGACGUAAGGUUAGGAGGGUAUUAUGAGAAUAUGAUUAUCAUCUGAAAAUUUCUUAUCCUCUGCCUCUGUGCUUUAGUCCCUUUUGCUGAAAACAAACCCUGUCUGUGUAUGGAACUAGUUGAUUUCCAUUUGUCCUUGGCUGGUUCACGGUCAAUACAUCAUCUGGUCCUUUGUGAAUUCUCAGAUGUGUGGGUGUAGUUACAAGGUGGUCUCCUGACGUGUGAAGACAGGUAGAAAACAGCAAGGCUGUGUUGAUAGCGGGUCUGUUUUUCAUCAGCUUGGUGACUUGUCCACACUCCAGCCUCAUAACACUUAGGUUUCAAAAACAUGCCCUGAACCCUUGGAGUCAUUCCCAGAUGACAGAACUGUAAAUGCUAAAUCCCCAAUGCCAAGGGCCUCGUGUGUUCUGGUGGUUUCCCUUAAUUGAGGAGUCUGUGGAGAUUUAGAAACUGUUGUGGUUUUCUGGAUGGCCAAGGGCUCCUGGAUGUGUUCGUGUGCUGUUUGGCCCCUGUUUUGUACUCCUAGCUAGAAUGCAGUGGAACACAUAGGAAUGAUAAAAGUUCUCCAUAGUUUUAACCAGCAGUGAAUAUACACUUUAAAAAAGAAAAGUCAGCCUCUUCAAAGUGAUGCUCUUUGUUGUCUUCUUGAAUGUUGGCUUUUUAAAUGGCUUUUAUAAAUUAUUAAUGCGUUUCUUGGCAAAUAAAAUAACCUGUCUGGCUCAAAGCAAUGAAAUGGAACGGUAUGGUGAGUACAAAUGGGAGCAUGUGUUAGGAAGGGUGCAGGCCUGGUUCCACAUCUCCAGGGCCUGCAGAUUGCAGCGUACACAGGAACAAACAGCUGUCCCUACUUCACACACUCAGGGACAAGCUCGGCCAAAGCUUCAGAUGAGAUCAGGGUGGCUGUGGCUAAGUGAGAAGGUAAUCCCAGAAGAGUGUGGUCAGAGCAUGAUGGGGGUGUGGGUGCUCGGAAAGCACGCAGCACGGGCACCCACCCUGGCUCUGAGGGGUCAGGGGGAGUCUGUAUAAACACGGAGCCAAUAACAUCCGAGUGCGGGAGGUCCCCGCAUGUGCUACAGCCCAAGCCUCUGGCUGCCGUCACGUCUUCCUUUGAGUGAUUCUAGCUCCGCGUGAGACUACAGCUCCCCUCUGCCCUCAACCCUGUUUCCUACACCUCGCUGCUCGCAUAUGGAAUAAGUGCAGGCUGACACGGGGAAGACCUUGGACCUUGACCCUGGUAGAGUUAUUAUCCUAAAGCCUCAGUGCUGCUAGUGUUCUUUCUGUCCUUUGGAUUCUUGGUUUUUGUCCUUAUUAGCUAGCAGUGAUUUAAGGAAAUAGGUAAGAGUAACGAAGCAGAAAUCAAAAAGGGUUGUGAUAAAUGUGACAUGUUCACAUAAUCACAGGUGCUUGUGUGAAUAAAAAUCAAUGGCCUGAUGCUUCUGUUAAGAGGCAUGUAAUCUCUCAGUUUUGCUUUUUUGUUUUUUUCUGGUUAAUAAAUUGUUAUACUUUA
Messenger RNA from Prionailurus viverrinus (fishing cat), 4960 nucleotides. RefSeq names its product serotransferrin-like. The record is from RefSeq and is a predicted model, not a curated record. Gene Ontology annotation, molecular function: ferric iron binding. NCBI's taxonomy places the organism in Eukaryota, Metazoa, Chordata, Mammalia, Carnivora, Felidae. The coding region runs from base 147 to 3218 and encodes 1023 amino acids. The transcript is spliced from 25 exons. Gene Ontology annotation, cellular component: recycling endosome; extracellular region; early endosome. Gene Ontology annotation, biological process: iron ion transport; antibacterial humoral response; intracellular iron ion homeostasis.